AUGGCGCUAGGAGUUUUAGAAGACCGCCACCUGGAGCAUGUCCCCGGCACAGCUCUUUUAGAAGAGCUGCAGAAGGUAUCUGGAGGUGUUGCGAAGAAAGGCACAGGUCGCUCUGCACACAUCAUUCUUGUCCCGCAGCCGUCGGACGACCCACGAGACCCUUUGAAUUGGCCGAAAUGGAAGAAAGAAGCUUGCUUCUGGUCAAUCUGCUACGGUGCAGGAUUAGUGGGUGCGGUCGGCCCGCUUCUGGCUCCCGGUUACGUCCUUCUGGGCCAACAGUGGGGCGUCAGCGCGAAUACUGCAGCUGCCACAAAUGGCGACACGAUUCUAGCCUUGGGUUGUUUCAUGAUGCUGCAGGCACCAAUCGCUGUGAAAUAUGGGAGGCGUCCCGUCUUCCUACUAUCGAUGCUGAUUCUUUUCACGUGUUCUAUCUGGUCGGCUGUCUCGCAAGGCCUUCCGUCGUUUCUGGCAUCCCGUGUGUUCCAAGGAUGCGGCAUGGCAGCGUAUGAAUCUCUAGUAACCGCGACGAUAGGCGAUAUAUUUUUUGUUCACCAACGUGGUUUUCGAGUGGCGAUAUGGGGACUGGCCAUUAGCUUGGGAAUCAGCAUUGCUCCCAUCGCGAACGGUUAUGUCAUCGCUUCUGACACCCUCGGCUGGCGCUGGUGCUUCUGGCUAAUAACCAUCUUCCACGGAAUCGGCCUAUUGUUGAUAUUCUUCUUCGUCCCAGAGACUGCGUAUGAUCGCAAAUCCCCUGGAGUCGUAGAGACAAGCUCCAUCGCAGGGUCCGACGAGAAAACUCCAGAGCAAUCGUCCGAAAAGGAUCCGGUAUCGGUGACGGAUGUCGAGGCUGUAGUGGAUUGCAGAAGCCAGCAGUAUCUUCCCGCCAAGUCAUUCUUGACUGAGCUGAAGCUAUGGUCUGGUUACGUGAGCAAUGUCAGCAUGUUCGAAGUGUUUUUCCGCCCUUUCCCGUUCAUUCUCUCGCCGGUCAUCUGGUUCACCAUCUUCUCCUACGGCUUGACAACGUGCUGGCUCGUCAUCUUAUCAGCAGUGUCCAGCGUUGUCUUCGGCGGUCCACCUUACAACUUCAACACUUCCCAGGUCGGACUGGUAUCGAUCGGUCCCCUGGUUGCGGGACUCAUCACCACCUUCAUCGCCGGGCCUCUGACCGAUUAUUCGUCCACCUGGUUCGCCAAACAUAACAAAGGCAUUUAUGAGCCUGAGUCCAGGAUGUAUGUGAUGAUCUUUAUGUUGAUCCUGGAAGUGGCUGGGUACGCGUUCUGGGCUUUGAUGCAGAGCAAGAACGUGCACUGGAUCGGACCGGUGAUCAUGUACAGCAUUAUUAACGCAGGACAAGGCAUUGGGUCCACCGCUAUUGUCACAUAUGUCAUCGACGUUCACAGAAAGCAUUCGCCCGAGUGUUUCGCAUUGAUAAACUUUAUCAAGAACUUGAUUCUUUACGGCUUCUCUCAAUUCUCAGUUGAAUGGGUACAGAACAUGGGCGUGCUACACACAUUCGGGAUCCUGGCAGGGCUCACAGCCAUCUGUGUGUUGACGGCUGUUCCAAUGUACAUCUACGGAAAGAGAUGUCGUAGCUGGAUUUCCAGGCACCCGGCUAUCUUCGACAGGGAGUAG
Messenger RNA from Gloeophyllum trabeum ATCC 11539, 1632 nucleotides. Its product is annotated as cycloheximide resistance protein. Gene Ontology annotation, biological process: transmembrane transport. The transcript is spliced from 21 exons. The coding region runs from base 1 to 1632 and encodes 543 amino acids. The record is from RefSeq and is a predicted model, not a curated record. NCBI's taxonomy places the organism in Eukaryota, Fungi, Basidiomycota, Agaricomycetes, Gloeophyllales, Gloeophyllaceae. Gene Ontology annotation, molecular function: transmembrane transporter activity.